Molecule: messenger RNA, 981 nt
Organism: Cannabis sativa
Lineage: Eukaryota; Viridiplantae; Streptophyta; Magnoliopsida; Rosales; Cannabaceae
Exons: 3
Coding region: 1-981 (326 amino acids)
Source: RefSeq, a predicted model, not a curated record
AUGGCUGAGGAAGAGCAGGUGACUCCGCUCAAGAGGAGGAAGAAACUUCCAGCUCAAUCCAGGCCCGUUGAACAUGCAAUUCGCAUUAGGGAGCCCAACAUGUCUCAGAAGAUACUUGAUGCCCUGAAGAAGAGAGUUGGGAGAAGCUCAAGCUCGUCCCCUCCGACCAAGAAAUCUAGGGGCGGUGAGGCGACCCUUUCUAAGGAAAAGGCACAAGCCGGAGAGCUUAUCGACCUUUCUGAGGAGCUAACUGUUGCAGAUCCUUCUACUCCAAAAGUUUCUAAGUCCAAGGAUUCUCGAGGAGGAAGCUCAGACACGCCUGAACAAUUAAAUGGCGGAUCCGAGCUGGCCAAGAGUGGAUAUGAGCAAGUGUGGGCUCCUAGUCCACCUUUUCCGGUGCUUCCAGAGGCGAAGAAAGGCAGAGAGAUGCUUGCCCAUUACAUGAACUGGUUGGUUCCUAAGAACGUGGCUUUGUCAACCACCACGAGGGCGGAGGUGGACUUGGCCAAGAAGGAUGCUGAUGACGCCAGGGUGGAGCUCGAAGCUCUCCGACCAGAGCUGGGUGAAGUCAACAAGAAGCUUUUUGCCGCUCAGAAAAAAAUAACUGAGUUGACUAAGGAUCUCAAGGCUUCUGACCGACUUGAAGACACCAUCGGCACCUUAUCUGCAAAAGUUAAUAGCCUUCAAGAUGAAAGGACGGCCCUUCGAGCUUUCUUCUGUCGGCUGGAAGAAGAGAAGAAGUUUAAGGAUGAAGAGCUUACAGCUGAGGUGGCGAGGCUGGAAGAGAAAGUUCAUGCCUUAGAGAAACCAGGUCUCGAGCUCUUUUAUGAUAUUUCGAAGGCUAACCCUCAAGCAAAUUUUGAUUACUUGGGUGAAGCCAAAUAUGUGUAUCUCGAGUAUUGCGCUUCCAAAGUGGCUUAUGGUAAACCUGAGGCGACUGCUUCUACCUCUAGCCAAAAUGUUGAUGUUCCUUCCGCUUAG